Molecule: messenger RNA, 2984 nt
Organism: Drosophila arizonae
Lineage: Eukaryota; Metazoa; Arthropoda; Insecta; Diptera; Drosophilidae
Gene: Dnaaf5
Product: Dynein axonemal assembly factor 5
Biological process (GO): cilium movement; inner dynein arm assembly; outer dynein arm assembly
Cellular component (GO): cytoplasm
Molecular function (GO): dynein intermediate chain binding
Source: RefSeq, a predicted model, not a curated record
UGCGCACAAUUCAAGUGAGAAUCCUGCUAGAAACAACUCGACGAGCUAACGAAAGAAAUUCUCAAAAAUAAUCCAAAAUGAGUUUCGAUUUGGACACAAAUCAGAUUUGCAGCGACCUGGAGAGCAACGAUCAUCGCAAGCGUGGCAGCACUCUACUGAAGCUGCGCGAGAUCUGCGAGCAUACGCCCGACUCUGUUGGCACCGAUGCCAUCGCCGCCGAGUUCGAUGAGCUUUACCUGCAUCUGCUCAAGUGCUAUGGUGAUCGGUAUGAGAAUGUGCGCGAUCGCGCCGUGCUGGCUGUGAGCGCAUUCCUGAAGCGUUUGCCGCCCUUGGACUUCCACCUGCUCAACGUGGUGUCGACGCUGGCCGAGCGCAUGGGGCAGACGGAGACUGUGGAGCCGAGCGAGGAGAUACGUCUGCUGUACAUUGAGCAGCUGCAUCUGAUGCUGCGCAAGUACGCGCUCAUGGGCAAUGUGGGCGUCUUCCGUGAGUGCUAUCCCCAGGUGGUCAAGGUGCUCAUCAAAGCCAUCAAAGACGCGUAUGCUGCAGUGCAGCGGGAAGGCUGUGCCACGCUGGUGCAGCUGUGUCGUGUGGCAGACACCGCGGAGUUGCGCCCGUUCACCGAGUCUCUAGCGGUGGCCCUCUAUGGAAUGCUGAAUCAUCGACAUUCGGCGGCCCGCAUUGCUGCCAUAGAGGCCAUAGGCAGAGUGAGUCUGCACUUGGAUGCCAGUGGCGAGGGCAUGCGACGGCUGCUGGCAGAGGUCUCUCCACUGCUCAUGGACUCGAUGCCCUUGGUGCGUCGUGAGUGCGGUCUGAUGGGGGUGCUAAUGCUGCUCGAGCUGCCGGAUCGCUAUUCAUAUUUUGAGCGUAUUCUACCCCUGGUGCUGUGCUGCCUCAAAGAUGACUCGCCGGAGGUGCUGUCGCACAUACGCCCGCUUUGGGAGAAAUGCGGCGUACAGUACUACGAAGAGAACGAGGCGGAACUCUCGCAGCAGGAGAUAGGCGAUUUGCCGGUGGAGAACUAUCCGGCCGGUGUACAGCGCCCCACGAUCGGCUGCCGGGGCCUGGUGCAGCGCUCGCUGCGUUUGCUGCAGCUCAUCACUCGCGAGACCAGUGACUGGAAGGACAAUGUGCGCCUGCACUCGCUGAAGCUGCUCUAUCAAUUCAUUCUGCACGCCGAGGCCUCCAUGACGGCCAAGUUCUUCGAGAUCUAUCCACAUGUUUCUCAUGCCUGCUGUGACAGCGAGCCCAUUAUCGCGGCAGAAGCGAAAAAGGUGGCAGAUCUGAUGGGUCGACUGCUGAGCUACGAUGCCUGGAUCGAUCAUGGCUUUGAUGGCCUGGAGCGCAAUGCACGCGAAUCGUUCCUCAAGUGUUUCUACUACAUGUUCACUGCCUCCCUGGGCGGCACUUAUGAGCACCUGCAGCGCCUGGGCAAGCUGCUAAGAUGCACGGAUUACUCGCAUACCCUCAAGCCGGGCUUUCAAUUGUACAUACUGAAAACGCUGGACACCAUUUUGGACAAGUCCAGCAAGGUGACAGCCUCAAUAGAGGAGCUAAAGGAUCUAUAUUUGAACAUCUAUGUGACCGCCAUGAAGGUAAUGGCCUUGUCCUAUGCCCUGCACAACGAGGACACCGAAGAUGUGCAGCGCGGUCAAAUGAUCUUGAAGCGCCUUGUCCAGCUGGAGGAGACUUCGCUAGCUAAGCUGCACGAGAGCUGGUUCGGCAUCGUGCUGCUCGAUGUGGAUAACCUGGAUGCCGCGCUCGACGAGAACGCCGAACCUGUCCUCCUGCUGUACGGGCUCAUUCACUUGGGCAAAAUACGAUCCACAUAUCUGCCGCAGCUCAUCGAGAAGAUCAAAUUGGUAUUUCAGCAUUGCUGCGACACGGCCCAGGUGCGCAUCUUUAGUAUUCUUUCGAUAGCAGCGCUCUCCUGGUCCGAGACUGUUACCGUGGAGCGAGAGCAAAGCACACAGCUGCUGAGCAACUUCAUCACCGAAGCUGUCGAGCCACAUUUACCGUGGAGGGCUGGUGCUCAUGGCGAGGCCAUGCGCUCCAUGGCCAUGGCGACGCUCUGCGCAGUGGCCCAAGGCGCCAAGGAGGAGGCGCGAGAAGUUCUGCCAGCGCUGGCCAAUCACAUGCCAAGCUUGCUGGAGGAUCGCAAUGUGACCACGCGUCACUAUGCCAUCAAGGCCAUGUGCUACUUCCAGGGCAUGUCGGUGGAGGCGAUCAAGCCGCUGGCCUAUGCCAUUAUGCAGCGCAUGGAUGAUCCUUCAGCCGGUAUUCGCGUCAUAGCUGCCACAGCCGUGGGUAAACUGCGUCCUGUAUUCAAGACUGAAGGGACGAAGGAGGAGCUGGAGUACGAGCAUGAGGUGUGGGAGGCAUUCAUCAAGCGCGCUCUGGAUAUUCUGUUGCUCUACCAUGAGAGUCCCGAAAAGGAGAUGCAAGCUGCUGCCCAAAGAUCCCUCAUCGAGCUGGCCAAAUUGCAUCCCGCAGCCUGGGAGGAAAGCUACCAACGCGCCCUGGGCAUGGCCAGGCGCAAGGACGAGCUGGUCGAGUUCUACGCCAAGAUGAAAAUCAACGAUGCGCAGGUGGAGACUGAAACGAAUUAGCCGGUGCUAAUGCCCUGCACCUUGCACCCUGCACCCUGCGCACAUACAUACACACAAUUGCCUUAAUUUCAAUUAGUUUUGAGUGGUCUGCUAAUUUUCUGUAGAAUUCCGAUUUGUAGCCUGUUGUGGCGUUCCCAUUUGCCCAUUUGCCCAUUUUCAUUAAUUGCCCGAUCUGUCGAAUUCUGAGUAGGAAAUUAUUGUAAACACACUCGCCAAAUGUGCCGUUGCGACUGAUGGAAUCGCAUUUAGCAUUAUGCAUUAGGCAUUAGGCAUUAAAGCAUUUACGAAUCCCAAAAAUUCACUUUGUUUAUUUUGCCACGGCUAAAAAUUCUGUUUGAUGAAUUCGCUUUAUGAAUUGUGGGCAGAUCGCGUCAG